Messenger RNA from Camellia sinensis, 2469 nucleotides. Lineage: Eukaryota; Viridiplantae; Streptophyta; Magnoliopsida; Ericales; Theaceae. The record is from RefSeq and is a predicted model, not a curated record.
AUGGUGGUGAUUGACGAAGGUAGAACAGGGAUGAUUUCGGAGGAAAGUGGGACUGUUGAUUCAGGGUCUGAGGAAUUUGAAAGCCUUGCUGAGGGGGUAUAUAAUCCAAGUGAUUACAUUACGUCAAUAGGCCAAGUUAGACCAAAUGUGGAAUUGCCGGUGAGAGCAGAGAUUUGUGUAAUACGGGGGGACGAACUUGAUCAGAGGAUAGAUGACUGGCAGCCAGAACAGGGCCUGUUAGAGACAAGGGCAUCAGCUGUGGCCGGAAGGGCCAUGAAUCAGAACACAUCACCGGAGAGCGCUGGCGCCAAGAAUGUCACUCGGGAUUUGGGCAUUUUGAAUACAAGAAAUGUCGAACAGCAGGUUGCACUCACGCAGUUAGAAUGGAAAGGGAUCGAAGAUUCUGAGAAAGCCAGAAAAGGCAAAGCUCCUGUGGGGAUUGAACGUGCUGGGUGCACAAGAACAGAACAUACUGCGAGUAUAGGAACGCAAGAGGAGAAGGGGAUUGUUGAGCCAAAAUCUGAGGAAUCUAGGAAUUCAACUGAGGAAGCCUACAAUCUGAGUGAUUAUAUUCUGUUAGUAGGCCAGGUUCGGCUCAUUGUAGAAUUGCCGGAGAGGGCAGAGUUGUGUAUGAUCCGAGGGGAUAGAUUUGAGCAGUGGACAGAUAAUUUGACGGCUAUGGAAGAGGACCUUGCCAACCUCCAGUUUUUCAAUGACCAAGACCCAGGGGACGCAACAGUCGACUGGAUCAAGAAAGGCCUGAAUUCUACCUUCUUAACCCUGAUUCCAAAAAUUCCAAACCCAUCUUCUUUAUCUGAUUACAGACCCAUCAGUUUGUUAGGCUGUAUUUAUAAGGUUCUAGCCAUGGUCUUAUCAAGUAGAUUGAAAUCGGUUUUGCCAAAUUUGAUCGAUGAAACUCAAUCAGCUUUUGUAAAAGGGAGGCAAAUCUUGGAUGGUAUUCUCAUCGCCAAUGAAGUUGUUGAUUUGUGGAAGCGCAACUCUUCAGGUGGGCUUCUUCUCAAAUUGGAUUUUCAGAAGGCUUUUGAUAGUGUCAAUUGGAACUUUCUUUUUCAUAUUCUUCAAAAUUUCGGUUUUGGUGAAAAGUGGAUCUCUUGGGUUAAGGAAUGUGUUUCUUCCCCUCAUAUUUCUGUUUUGGUGAAUGGAUCCCCCUCUCAAGAAUUUCCCCCUCAGAGAGGCUUAAGGCAAGGUGACCCUCUCUCCCCCUUUCUCUUUAAUCUUGUGGUUGAAGGGCUAAAUUUUCUCAUCCAAAGAGCCAAAAAUCUCAAUCUUAUCAAGGGAGUGGAUAUCGGUGGCUCGGGGUUGAACCUUUCACAUCUGCAAUUCGCAGAUGACACUCUUAUGUUCUGCAAUCCAGAUUGGGAUGAGAUAAUAAAUCUGAAAAGAAUUCUCAGUUGCUUCGAGUUAAUUUCCGGACUGAAGAUUAAUUACCAAAAGUCUGUAAUUUGUGGAGUUGGGGUUAACAGGGACUUCACCUCUCAAGUAGCCGAAUUCUUCAACUGCAGGGUGAGCUCGUUACCAAUCAAUUAUCUUGGAAUGCCUCUAGGGGCCAACCCAAAAAGACUGUCUACUUGGGAGCCUAUCAUAAACAAAGUGAAGAAAAGACUAGCCUCAUGGAAGAAGAGGUAUCUUUCUCUUGGAGGGAGAAUCACUUUGAUUAAAUCUGUACUUUCUUCACUUCCAAUCUAUUAUAUGUCCCUUUUCAAAAUUCCUACCCAAGUGGCAAACCUUAUUGAUAAAUAUCAGAGAUCCUUUUUAUGGGGGGAUAGUGAUGCCAAAAGGAAAUUACAUCUUCUCAACUGGGAGGCAUGCUCUGUUAGCAAACACUUUGGAGGUUUGGGCUUCAGAAAGACUAAGGAAGGCAAUGAUACUCUCCUAUGCAAAUGGUGGUGGAGAUUCGCCACCGAAAAAAGUUCCUUGUGGAGGAAAGUUCUUUGUGCCAAAAACAAUGUGAACGAAGACUGUUGGUUACCAAAUGGUUCAAGCUUCAGAUUUUCAUCUGCAGUGUGGAAAAGUAUCUCAACUAUGGAAAGGUAUGGAUCUAGAGCAAUUGCAUUAUUUUUGGAAAAUAUUCAGUUCAAGCUAGGGGAUGGUAAAAGAAUUAAAUUUUGGUUGGAUACUUGGGUCUCAUGUACUCCUUUGGCCAACCUCUAUCCUAGACUUUUCUCUCUAGCUACAAGCAAAGAUUCAUUCGUCCACCAGUAUUUGUAUCAGGCUGCGGAUAAUCAAACUCAUUGGAAUAUCUCAUAUAGGAGAACCCUGAGAGCUUGGGAAGAUGAGUUGCAUCUUGAGCUGAUUAGUAGACUGCCAAAACCUCUCAGCAUUAAUAACAAUUGUGUGGAUCAUCUGUUAUGGACUCCUUUCCCAUCAGGCUCUUUUACAGUUAAAUCUCUUUAUGAAAUUUUUGAAAAUUCUCUUCGUUUAACCCCUUUUCUGAUUAUGAAGAUGUGA